UAUUUGUAUAACACUAAUGGGUAUAUGAUUUUGAGGAAUCUGACUUGCCAUCAAAGUGCAUUUCAUCUCUUGAAUCGCCCCCAAUUCUGAGGAGGAAGUGGAUGCGUGUUUUACUUUCGUCUUAAAAAAACCUGCAUGGUUUCCUGGCGCUGACAAAUGCCGUUUUUUCUAUGGAAGCGUCCAAGAAUCAUUGUCCUUGCUGUAAUUGCUGCUGGGAUUUUCAUGACAUUCCAAUUCUUUUCUUUGGAAGCCUUGUUUUAUGCACAAAAAAGAGUGGCUGUGAAGUCUUACAGUUCCAGAAAUGAGAAUGAAAGAGAGGAAAAGUUGGUGAAGGAAUUCAACUAUGAAGAUGUUGUGACAGCUAAUUUAAAAGAAUCGAAUGACAUUAAACAUCUUUUAAAAACUCCAAGAGGAGUCCAUAAAGAUGACAAGCAUUUAUAUACAGUAGUUCGAAAGGAUGACAAUGAGAUGUUCAGGUGUGUCAAGUCGGGAAGACUGAUUCCUUAUUCCUGGAUAAAUGAUGAUUAUUGUGACUGUGAGGAUUCCAGUGACGAGCCUGGAACAUCGGCCUGUCCUAACGGUAGAUUCUACUGCACGCUUCAGCUGCCAGACCAGAAGGCAGUCAGUCUACCGUCCAGUGGUGUGAAUGACGGAAUUUGUGAUUGCUGCGACGGUAGCGACGAAUGGGCAGGAAGGGCACCACCAAAGUCAAUGAGGCAUCAGGGUAAAAACAUAGUCCUACAAGCUCCGUGCCAAAACCACUGUGAUACCAUUGCAAAAAUCAGCAAAGAAAAUGAACAGAUCAGAAAAAUGGGACAGAGAUUAAAAAGAAGCUAUCUUUUAGCUGCUCAGUCACUGAGGGAUAGAGAAGUGUAUGGACCAGAGGGGGUGUUUUACAAAUUGAGUCUGAACUGUUUUUCACAUCAAGUUCAUCCAUACGAAUACAAAGUUUGUCCAUUCCAAAAAGUUACUCAGGAACAGUUUCCCUCACAGCAGUGGUCCCUGGGCAGGAAGGCUGCCUGGAAACAGAAGUCACACGGUCAGUUCCUGCUGGAGAUGUCGGGAGGGGACGCUGUAAAUUGUCCUGGGAGAGGCAGGCAGUCACUGAUUCUAUUUCUCUGUGGCAUCACUGACCGUGUUGUGGAAUUAAGAGAAGACCAGCGUUGUGAAUAUCUUAUUAAAUUUGCCACCCCAGCAGCAUGUUAAUUAUGUUAUUUAAGGUUUAUCAGACAAUCAGUUAUUAUACAUGUAGUAUGUAUUCACAGGGGGUGGUAUAAAACAUACUACUGU
Molecule: messenger RNA, 1290 nt
Organism: Saccostrea cuccullata (small rock oyster)
Lineage: Eukaryota; Metazoa; Mollusca; Bivalvia; Ostreida; Ostreidae
Product: glucosidase 2 subunit beta-like
Exons: 1
Coding region: 157-1206 (349 amino acids)
Biological process (GO): N-glycan processing
Cellular component (GO): glucosidase II complex
Molecular function (GO): protein binding
Source: RefSeq, a predicted model, not a curated record